GUCCAAGAAGUCGCACCGCAACUCAUCCGCAACGCAAGUAUCCCUUUCUCUGCCACCCUAAAGAAAAGGAUGCAUAUAGUUUUCUUUGUUCUUAUUUACUGACAGAGUAUAAUUUACAAUUUCCUUUCGACCGACUUGAUCAGCUCGUCUGGUCUGGCCCUUAAGGCCGAGCUACCCAAAGACAAUAGAAUUGAGCUGUCAAAUUUUCUCAUUGGUCACUACUGUCAGUGUCAGUGUCUCUUCACAAGUUCACAUCUUUAUUUGCGUUUUCGUAUUUGUUUCAAUAGGAGGCAUAGGAGCACAUGUAAACAUCUUGACUGUUGAGUAAGACGCUUUUAGCACAAUAGUAUAACUUUUGAGAGUGAGAGAUGGAGACGAGCGCCGAGUCUGGCAGCAUGUCGCCGGCGCGCGUGAAUCUGGAGCCCGAGACGGACCAGUCGGAAAUGGCCCCUGUAAAGGAAGAAGCUGUAUUCCUGUAUGAAGAGGAGCGUGUGAAGGAGGAGUGGUCGGGCAGCACGGCCGGGCUCGGCGUGAGCGAGGCAGCCAUGCUGGCCGACUUGUACAUCGAGCACGAGGUGAAGGACGAGCUCGUGCUGGGGCCGGAGCGCCCGCACCGCCCCGUAGUCGCCCCGGCCGCCCUGUCUAAUCGUGUCGCAGCGUCCGCUCUCGUAUCCGCCGAGCCCGCACACACACCCAGCGCCAUCGCCACCGUCUAUCAGUGUCACCAUUGCGGCCAACUGUUCUGGGAUAAGCUGUUUUUAAAGAAACACGUACACACUCACUCACCUUUACACGAUUUAACACCAGGAGAUUAUAAUACAAAACGACACGAUGAUUUAUACAGUCAUCUGAGAACUCACACAGACGAUAAACCUUUCUGGUGUAGUCAAUGUGACUACAAGUGUAAGCGAAAAUAUAAUUUAAAAUCUCACCUGAAGACUCACACUGACGAGAAACGAUUUAGUUGCAGCCACUGUGACUACAAGAGUAAAACAAGAAGAGAUUUACAGAAGCACCUGAUGGCUCACACAAAUGAAAAGCCUUUUAGUUGUAGUCACUGUGACUACAAGUGCAGACGAAAAGCAAUUUUACAGUGUCACCUGAUGACUCACACAGACGAGAAGCGUUUCGGUUGUAGGCACUGUGACUACAAGUGUAAAACAAAAUCAGAUUUACAGAGGCAUCUCUUGUCUCAUAAAGACGAAAAGCGAUUUAGUUGUAGCCACUGUGACUACAAGUGUAGACGAAAAGCAAAUUUACAGGCCCACCUGAUGACUCACACGGACGAGAAGCCUUUCGGUUGUAGUCAGUGUGACUACAAGUUUAAAGCAAAAUCACAUUUACGGAGGCAUCUCUUGAUUCACACUGACGAGAAGCCUUUUAAUUGUAGCCACUGUGGCUACAAGUGUAGACGAAAAGUUGAAUUAAAGGCUCAUCUAAUGAUUCACACUGGCGAGAAGCCUUUUAGCUGUAGCCACUGUGACUACAAGUGUAGAAUCAAAGAACAAUUAAAGCGUCACCUGAUGUUUCACACUGACGAGAAGCCUUUUAAUUGUAGCCACUGUAGCUACAAGUGUAGACGAAAAGUUGAAUUAAAGGUUCAUCUAAUGAUUCACACUGACGAGAGGCCUUUUAGCUGUAGCCAAUGUGACUACAAAUUUAGACGAAAAGCACAGUUAAAGAAUCACCUGAGGACUCACACUAACGAGGAGCCUUUGUAGCCACUGCGAGUACUGCGACUACAACUGUUAGGGGCUCACCUGUGGAGCGCCUUUCAUGUAUGUAUACUAUGUGUGGUGAGGCUUCAAGUGCAGGAGGAAAUGAGAGUUACGGCCACACCUGUUGAAUCACUCUGGUUAAAAAACUAUUCAAGUUUCAAUACGCAUAGUAUGAAAAUUGUAUGCUCAUAUAAAUGUUACAUCUUGCGAGAUGGUGUUUUCAAUUUAUUCUUCAGAAUAGUUCUGUUCACUUUAAUCAAAUAAAUAUUAGUUCUGGGGCAAUAGCAGCUUCCGCAAAGAAAAAUCAUUGUUGAUAUUUUUUGCAAGUCUUGACAGGUGAUAUGGAUUUAUUCGUGGUUUUCAUAAAAAAAAGCAAUAUAAAUUAUGAACCUGUAUAAAUGUUUGAUAUGUAAAAGGUUAUAAUGUUAUAGCCAAAAGUUUAGCCAGCAAUGAUAGCAUACAAACGUUUAAGCAUGUAAUUAUUUUUAA
This is a messenger RNA of Leguminivora glycinivorella, 2207 nucleotides long. RefSeq names its product gastrula zinc finger protein XlCGF57.1-like. Gene Ontology annotation, biological process: regulation of transcription by RNA polymerase II. Bases 369 to 1721 code for a protein of 450 amino acids. Gene Ontology annotation, cellular component: nucleus. The record is from RefSeq and is a predicted model, not a curated record. Lineage: Eukaryota; Metazoa; Arthropoda; Insecta; Lepidoptera; Tortricidae. The transcript has 2 exons. Gene Ontology annotation, molecular function: DNA-binding transcription activator activity, RNA polymerase II-specific; RNA polymerase II cis-regulatory region sequence-specific DNA binding.